Messenger RNA from Aedes albopictus (Asian tiger mosquito), 1671 nucleotides. RefSeq lists its product as uncharacterized. The transcript has 4 exons. Gene Ontology annotation, molecular function: zinc ion binding. Bases 1 to 1440 code for a protein of 479 amino acids. Lineage: Eukaryota; Metazoa; Arthropoda; Insecta; Diptera; Culicidae. The record is from RefSeq and is a predicted model, not a curated record.
AUGAAUCCAAGUGCGAAAGUUCCCGAAGAUCGUGAUGUCGAGAUUACAAUCGUCGAUAUCCUGGACUAUGUUGGAGACUCGGUACGCCCCAUAAAGGAAGGGUUUGCGGUAUUUGACGCAAAUCAUAUAAUUUGUUUGGGCUACCGCACUACAAAUACAAGCAGUGUGCAUAUCACAGCGUAUGUUACCCAAAGCUCCCAUCCGGGCCAUUCGCCCCAUCAAGUGAACCUAGACCUGGGACCUGGACCUGGAUCUGUAUCCGAAUGGAUACUAAAUUGCACGUGCAAAGCAGGUACAGCAAAAUGUAAACACAUUAUUGCCUGUCUGCUUUACAUUGAAAAGCACAAACGGGUCGAGUUCCUAUCGUGUACUGAUGUUUCCCAAGCAUGGGGUAUGUCAAAAGCCCACAAAACUGCAGCCUGGGGAGCGAAGCGCGUCAAAGACAUGUGCUGUGUACUGACCCCAAAAAAAAUCAAUGUAGAUGUAGAGGGCGGUUUGGAGGAAGAAAGGAUAAUCUCCGAAUCAUUCGACCGGAUUCUUGCAGUUGCAAAAACCUCUGCUGUCUUCAAGCACAUCAACGGACGGCACCUAAACGAAAUUAGAAUACAUCCCAACCGAGCUGAACAGUCCGCCUGCAACUCGACUAGCAAGGCAGAUGUGUUCUGCACCAAAAAUGACAUUAUUGAGUGCUUGACUCGUGGCCAAAACCAAAUCGAAAUGAUUUGUUAUACUUUUCAAAGUGACAAAGAGCGGGAUUACUAUAACCGUCAUAUUGCAACCGACAUAAAUCGAUCUGCAGAAAUAGCUUUGGCGACCAAAGAACAAAAUUCGAAUGAAUGGAUGUAUCAAAGAUCUACUCGCAUAACAGCAAGUUCGUGCUAUAAACUCUUUACAUAUUUAAACAACAAGAAGCCAGACUGGGCGAAAAAGAUAAACAGUUAUUGGAAUACGAAGCCGUUAAAGGUAAGGGCGGUGAAGUAUGGGAAAGACGCUGAAAACUUAGCGUUUGAGUGCUACAAGGAAAUGCGUAACCCAUUAAUGAAAAAAUGUGGAUUGGUAGUUCAUCCCACUGAAUCAUGGAUAGCCGGUUCCCCAGAUGGCGUAGAUCCAUUGACUGGAACACUGCUGGAAAUUAAAUGUCCAGUGGGUGUCGACGCAGCGUUGGCGGACAUAUUACAAGCGCAAAACGUAAAGCGCUAUUUGAAAACAAACGAUACCGCUCAGUCUUAUGAAUUGAAUUGCCAUCACGAGUAUUAUUGUCAGGUACAGAUUAAUUUAUGGAUUAUGAAUUGUACUGUAUGCGAUUUUGUCAUUUAUUCUCAAAAAGAUAACGAUUUCAUAGUAGUCGAAGUACCCUACAACCCAGAAUAUGUAGGCAAAAUCGUCAGCAACCUAAAGAGACUAUACCUAGAUAGAAUGCUUCCUACAUUAAUCAAAUAAUGUUUGUCAAAAGCGGCCGAUAAUAUUGUAAUAAUAACCGUGAAUAAAUCCAGUUUUUUUUAUCGAUACUACAUGUCUUUUUUUACGAUUUUCUAUCUUUAUAUCUGCUGCGUCUUUGAGACCGCCAUACGUCUGUCAUAGGAAACAAACACACUACUUAUAUUCGAAUGAGUGUAAUCAGUUUCGUGCUUUUUAAUUCCGCCCUAAUUGCUUAUCCUUUGACAGAUACGC